This is a messenger RNA of Aspergillus novofumigatus IBT 16806, 1628 nucleotides long. RefSeq lists its product as uncharacterized. The record is from RefSeq and is a predicted model, not a curated record. Gene Ontology annotation, biological process: rRNA processing. Gene Ontology annotation, molecular function: snoRNA binding. The transcript has 2 exons. Bases 70 to 1158 code for a protein of 362 amino acids. NCBI's taxonomy places the organism in Eukaryota, Fungi, Ascomycota, Eurotiomycetes, Eurotiales, Aspergillaceae.
GAGCGCGCAAAAUUAACGUCUCACAAUUUUCAAUUGUUCAGAAUUCAUAGUGGGAUCGGUUGAUUCUCUAUGUUUUCUCACAUUGUCACAGCAGCAAAAGGUUUAUUUGCACGGCAAGAAGUCGACGAAUACAAACUCGAUAGCAGCAAUACAACCUCGACAACAUCAACAAGUCCAAUUGGCCGUGAAGCAAAAAUGGUGACGGCAACGAGAAGGAGGAAUCUCGAGACAUUGUCGACAACUUCUGGCGAUAACAAAGGCGUCUCGACCUCCGCAAAAGGGAAGCGCAAGCCCGAAUCUACAAGCGCCGGAAAGCCCGAAUCACAGCACAACAAACGGAGAAAGAGAAGCAGUCUAGAGGCUGCUGCAGAGCCGGAGAGGGAAUUGUCGACCGAGAGCGCCAUGGUUGAGUCAGAUUCGAAACGAGAAGAGGCACAGGCGCCUGCUUCUAAGACGAAACACUUCAGAUUCGACAGCGAAGAGCCUGAACUGCCGGUGGAGAUGGAGACUGAGGCGCCAGAGCCUCAGCAGAAGGACCAGGACAAUGAAGACAGCAGUGAUGAUGACGAAGCUCCUGAAGCGAUUGACAAUUCAGCUCAGAUUUCCAAGAUCAGACUGGAAGCUAAAAAGCAAGAACGAGCCAGACAAAUUGAGGAACAGCUGAGGAAGGAGAAGAGAAAACAACUGGAUGAACUCCGCAAACAGCAAGCGAAACAAAAGGAGGUGACCAAAUUAGCAGCCGGUUCUGCUGAUGACCAGCUUUCAGAAAGCACGGAGACACUGCGAGGUAGUACCACACAAGAUGCCCGCCGAUCAGCCCUCCCAGCUCUCCUGCCGGAUGAGAUUCUCAAUGCAGCUUCUGUCGCCAGACCUCCAACGCCCCCCUUCGAGGAGCUUAAUAUUUCGCAUAAGAAGCCAAACAAGUUGAAAUUUCUCGAUGCUACGGAGAAACGCCCCAAGGAUGUCAAGCUGGGCGAUGUUACAAUCCGCGUGUUAGAUGAGAACCCCACCAAGAAGGCCAAGACAACCCUGCCGCCCAAAGCCUCAAAGACUGGACGAAAUGCCAAGCAGAAUUGGCUCAACAGAGCUCGCAGUACCGCCACUGUCAAUGGUCUUAGAAGAACCGCAGGUGGCCCUUCAGGGUUUGUUCGCAGAUAAGAAGUCUAGUCUAUCGGGUUCUGCGUAUUUUUGAACCCGGCGACAAGGUGUUUAUGGCGUAUUGAUGCAGGUUGAGAUCGGCUUGGAAUAAUGACUGGCAUUUGCUCGUCAUUAUACAUCAUACAUCAGCUACGGGCUAUUGAGUGGCUUGCGCCGUUGUCGACAGGCGACAGAGCUGGAGCUGACCCCGCUUGAAGUCCGCGGUAUUUACCACUUUCAUUAAGGUCUAUAAGGCUUAAGCAUCGCCGGACAGGGCGAUGAAUCGCCUCUGAAAGCUCUAGCUGUACAAUUGCUUGAUGGUUGCCGUAAACACCCAGUUCAAGGUCGCGGCUCCAGCAUUGUACAACAUGAGAAUGGACUCUCAUUUUGUCCGGUAGAUGCUGGAAAGUAGCUCGAUGGUUGGAUCGUUGGAUACCCGAAUAAAAUUGUGUAUAAUGAAGCAGUAAAUGCGUUAUAUGAACCACUAUAGC